Molecule: messenger RNA, 2071 nt
Organism: Daldinia caldariorum
Lineage: Eukaryota; Fungi; Ascomycota; Sordariomycetes; Xylariales; Hypoxylaceae
Product: senescence-associated protein-domain-containing protein
Exons: 3
Coding region: 363-1913 (516 amino acids)
Biological process (GO): cell division
Cellular component (GO): plasma membrane
Source: RefSeq, a predicted model, not a curated record
AACCACACGGCGCUUGUCUUAAGCGCUUGAUGCUCUUUCAUUAAAAUCGCCGCCUAUUUGUAUACAUCUUAAGCGAUUGUGCACGAAAUAUACCAGAGCCAACAGCAAUUCGAUCUUGUUUGCUUCCGGUCUUUUUUCCCUGUUGGUUGCGCCAGAUAAUUCGAUUACUCCAUACCUUCAUACAACCCCAUCUCUGAUCUCAUCUUCUUAUCCUACCUGAUAGCCGCCAACUUUACCGCAUCUAGAUCUUAUUAAGAAUCCUAACACACGACAAGUCUUUUCCCUAGCGAUCCAUUUUCUACCGACCGCCAAUAUCCUAAGAAUCAAUCCUAGGCCGCUAUCUUACUGUGCCUCGAGAAAAUAUGGCGUCUGGACAUAAUGAUCCGAGGUUACUAUAUGCUAUUCAAGGAGUCUCAGCUUACCACCUUGCCUAUGGGAAGGAAGAGCCCCUGACACCUGCUGGACCACAGACAUUGUCACUGUUGAUGGUACCGACUUCAUCUCCCUUCGCCGAGCCAGUUUCCCCAGACGGACAAGAUGGACCGGCCGCUGAAGAUUUCUACCUCCAUCUCCACCUACCACCCGAAUUAGAUCUUCCCCUACCCGCGACUACUCAGAUCUACCAUCAACCGCCUAGGAGUUACCUCAUUCCGAGAUGGGAUCUUGGGCCCGAUAGCGGCGCCUUCACGCGCAUUGAAUUCCCUCCAGUUGGUAGUCGCAAAGGACUCCAAGAGGAUAUAGACACUUUCGAAACGAUCCUAGCGCAAUGUACCGCGUUUCUCGAAAGAGCGCCGCCGCCAAAGGCCGCAAGAAGAGAAAAGGAGAAAGAGAAGUCAUCACCAACGCCGCCAACUUCUACCAGAACAUCGCCAAAAAUGUCCAAGUCUAAAGCUGAAGCUUCGGAACAACUUGCAGCGUAUAAUCCAGCUUCAUACAAACCUGGCGAAGGCUACGUAAAGGGUAGCCAAAGCGCUCAUCCAAAUGGUCAGAUCGUACUAAUAGACGAAGAAGAUGGCAGUGUUAUAGGAGAACUAUCGGAUGGGUUCCAAAUCGUCGAGUCCGGCGUGAAGCCAGGCUCUAAAGAUCCUGUUGAGAUCACUCUUCCGGAAGAAGGCACAAAUAAGCUCGCUGUAGUCCCCGCGUCGCCAGAGACAUUAGAAAUGGAACUGCACCCGGCCUACAAAAAGUCGUUCCUCGUAUCAAAAGCAGCGUACGCAUCUCGGUUGAUUAUAACUACCUCGGAUCUUGUCACCAAUGCGAUGCAAAGCGGCUCGGACACGUUUGUUAAAAAAACGAAACCCAAUAGCAAAGCUGUGACGUUCACACCCGCAACACAUGAGCGAGUCCGCCGGAUAGGUACGUUUUCGGGCGGUGUAGCCGAGUUGUCGUCCAAAACGGUUGGGCAGGUGACCAGGUUAGCCCAGAAUGUAGGAGCUACAGUCGCAGGGCGCGGUACUAGAGAAAGCAAAAGGGGUUUCGGCCCGGACGGCAAGCCACUCGAGUCUUUCAAGCCCGGUCUGCUGAACAAGAGUCUAAUGGCUUUUACGACUGUCGCGGAUGGAAUUGACCAUGCAACGCGCAAUCUCUUAACUUCAGCAUCCUCAUCCGCAACAAGUAUAGUUGCUCACAAAUGGGGACCCGAAGCUGGAGAGCUAUCGAAGCACCUUGGCGGGAGUGUCAAAAACGUCGGUUUGGUAUAUAUCGAUGUCACAGGAGUCUCUCGAAAGGCUAUUAUAAAAGCCGUCGGGAAGGGUAUGGUAGUUGGAAAGGUGAAAGGGGGAGGCGAAAUCAUCGUAGGGGAUGAUACUAGUAGUGAAAUGGCAGUAAAGAGGUCUGACAGCUCGAAGACGAAUUUAGUUUCGGAUUCAGCAAGCAUUCAGAGCGCAUCAAAUGGUAAGGCAUCGAAACGGUAACUACCUCAUACCUCAUACCUCAUAUAGAGAAAAACAGUUGGAUUAAACCUUGGGUAUAGUAAUAUUAUGAUACUUACCUGGGAGGUAGGUAGGUACUUAAGGUAUCUAAUAAGACGAGGGUUCGAUAAAACAAAAAAUAAAGAUAAUACCUAAGGCAA